GGGUGAUGUCCUCUGUAGAGGCUCUCUGCUCGCAGGGUGUGUGUUUAUGGGCUGUAGAGGCUGAAGGUUCUCUCGGGUUUAUAUUGGGGAGUGGUGGAGUUGUGGGUGGUGGAGCUGAUGGAUUCUCCGGGCCGCAGCGCGGAGCAGCAUAAAGACCACAGAGAGGACUUUACACCUGACACUCAACCUGAAACCUCUCAGCAGCCCACUAACCCAGCACAGCCCCCAGCACAGCCUUCAGCACAGCCUCUAUGCCGCUUCUAUUCCCAGGGACGCUUUUGCCACUUUGGAAAGAGGUGCCACUUCCUCCACCAGAGGUUCAGCCAUGCUCCUCCUCCACCCCCACAGCAGCAGGCAGAGGAGAGAGAGGAUGGAGCUUCUGAGAAGGAAGGGCGCUCGGCCUCCUCCGACCCGAGAACAGCUCCAUCCAGACCGGUGCGAGCCCAGAGGCCGUGCCGGUACUUCAUGUCCGGGUUCUGCAGUAUGGAGGACCGCUGCCGGUUCUGGCAUCCGCAGAAGUUUCCUCCAGUGGAGGAGCAGCCGGCAGCACCCAGAGACAGCAGCAGUAAUGGAGCGAGACCGGUAUCCAGCCGGCCUCCUACAGUUAAAGAGCAGAUCAGACUGGCUGAUCUAACUGAGGAGCUGAUCAGGAAGCUCCGGGAGACAGAGAUCUCCCAGCUGAAGAAGAGAUUUCCUAAAGACAAGCUCAUCAUUCAGGAGAGAGAGGACGGCCAGCUCACCUACUACCGGCUCACUGUGGAGGCCACAGAUCCUGAAUGGCCUUAUGACUUAAAAGAAAUUGAUAUAAUGGUGAGCUUUCCUGACAACUAUCCACAAGAGGUGUUUACAGUGGAUGUUCCAGAGGAUCAGCACUUGCCGUCAGUAAUGGGGAGACACAUACAGUCCGCAUCGCAAGAGUGGCUGCAGGCCAAACACGCAACCAGCCAGUUACUGGGGAAGGUAGAGCUGCUUUUCCGGCCGUACCUGCACUGGUUGGACCGAAGCAUGGAGAGACUCUUCACUGAAGGAGCCAGAGAGCUGAAAAAAGACAUCGAUCUGGAAAGAGCUGGAAUACAGUUUGUUCCCUACGAGCUGCUCCAGGCAACAGUGUGCAGGAACUCUGACGAGCUUCCUGAGGGCUCACGCUCGGAGGAGUCACUGCUCAUUGACUGUAAGGUGAAAGAGGAGUGUGAGUCUGAUGAAGAAGCAGAGGAGGAGGAGGUGAAGAACAGCCAGGGUGAGGAAAACGAGAGCCAGCAGGUGGAGAACAUCAGGAGUAGUGAACCUCGGAAAGGCACUGAGAUUAAACUGAUGGGCCUGAGGCUCGGCGAGGGCACGGCUACAGUGGUGGCGAGGCAGAUCACUGUGUCCAUGCAGUGCAACAGGUGUAAGGUGACCUCUGACCUGAGCCUGAGCGGUGGACCGGCCUGCUCAGCGCAGUGUGAGAAGUGUGGAUCAGAGAUCAGGGCUGGAUUCAGACCCAGCAUGCUCCACCACUACAGCGACGUGCUGGGCUAUCUGGACCUUCACGCAGCUGCAGCCGUGGACCUCGUCCUGCAGGACUGCAGUCUGCGCGUCGGCUGCCUCAGCUGCAAUAACGAAGACAACAUGCAGUGUGUGCCUUAUGGUCAGAACAAGGAAACAAACUGCCAGCACUGUCACAACAAACUCAGCAUCUUCGUGGAGUCUGCACGCUUUCAGUACAUCCAGCCGAAGAUCAGAAAAACUACAGACCCAGAAUCAGCUCUACAAGCCGGCCGCAGUAAACGAGACCCUGCGAUUCAGCGUGGAAAACCCCUUCCAGAGAAAGGCGUCUGCAAGCAUUACAGACAGAGUCAUCGCUGGCUCAGGUUUCCGUGUUGUGGUCGGGCGUACCCCUGUGACGCGUGUCACGAUGAGGAUCAGGACCAUCUCAUGGAGCUGGCAACCAGAAUGAUCUGUGGUUACUGUGCAAAGGAGCAGCCGUACAGCAACGGAAAGCCCUGUGUGGGGUGUGGAGGUAUGAUGACCAGAGGAACUUUCACCAGCCACUGGGAGGGAGGACUGGGCUGCAGAAACAAGGCGAAAAUGAGCAGGAAUGACCGUCACAAAUAUACAAACACCAACAAAACUGUGUCGAGGAAAGCGAACAGCGAAAAGUAGAAUCAUCACAAGAAGAAUAAUCAGAUUCCUGAAUACCAAAUCAAAAUGACCUAUCCAAUCAAAACACACACAAAGAAAAGUACAUUUGUGUUUAUAUGAUUUACAAUGUUUAAAAUCAUUUCUAUUAAAACAGGAUUUGGACUCUAA
Astyanax mexicanus (Mexican tetra) is the source of this 2289-nucleotide messenger RNA. Its product is annotated as ZnF_C3H1 and zf-CHY domain-containing protein. Gene Ontology annotation, cellular component: nuclear envelope. Lineage: Eukaryota; Metazoa; Chordata; Actinopteri; Characiformes; Acestrorhamphidae. Gene Ontology annotation, molecular function: zinc ion binding; nuclear export signal receptor activity. The transcript is spliced from 12 exons. The record is from RefSeq and is a predicted model, not a curated record. Bases 118 to 2142 code for a protein of 674 amino acids.